This is a messenger RNA of Phaedon cochleariae (mustard beetle), 1052 nucleotides long. The record is from the annotation of a GenBank genome assembly. NCBI's taxonomy places the organism in Eukaryota, Metazoa, Arthropoda, Insecta, Coleoptera, Chrysomelidae.
AUUGAAAUCAGGGGGCAAAAGAUAAUCGUAUCAGAGGCACUUCUUUUCGUUUCCAUUGAUAUUUUUAUCCAUUAUUAUAAACAUCUAGUUGUUCCAACUCCAUCAGAAUAGUACUUGGCAACAUAUAUCUAAUGUAAUUGAUAUCAAAUUCUGAUUUUUUACCUUCCACAGUGUUGCCAUGUUCGGCGUAGGUAUCUGUUCAUCUUUGACGAUGAGUAGCAGUGAAGAAACGCUGCAUAACAUUCGAGUUAAUAUGAUCAAAAGUUACUUCCAAGAAAAGCAAGAGAUGAAUCAGAUUACUAAGAAAGUUGAAAGAAUAUGUCCAGGAUAUGGCAGGAAAUUUGAGGAAGCCCUUUUGAAAGUCCAGCAGUGUAGUGAUGCAGUCGACGAUACCCAACAAACAAUGUGCUCAGCCGUCAAAAACCAUUUCGAGAUUUGCGCCAGGCCAGUUACGGAAAUUUUCGAAGAGUGCCUUCCGGAAUCUUCUCAGGAUCUCCCCUCGUUCAUCAUCAAAACUAUGGUCGCCAUGUCUAAUCAUCUGUGCAGGAUUGAUGGCGAACAUAUCAUUGAAUUAUCGAAUCCCUGCGUCAAAUCACAAACUUACCGUAUGAGGAGAUGCAUGAUGAAGGCUCAGUCGAAAUUACAAACGUACUCCUCCCAAAUACCUUCAAAGCAGGAAGUCUGCGAAUCUCUUCGAUCACUGAAAACUUGUUUCAAAUCGCAUCUUACCCUCGCCUGUGGUAACCAGGUAACUAGAGAAUCGUUUUUGGAUCUCUUCGAGUCUGGCAUGAAGUUAUGUGACGAAGUCACACCUUCCCCAUCUUUCAACGAAAUUGAAGUUCUGGACCUGGAUAAGAAAAAUGAAUGGCAUACUAGGAGAUCAAUUCCUGUUGAAGAAUAAGAAAAUUGCUUUCAACAACAUGGCAUAUUGUAUUGCACAAUUCAAUAUGGAAUUCACAAAAUACAUAGAUGUAUAGAGGUACUCAAUAUAUAGGAGAUAUUUAUAUGAAACAUGAAAUAUAAUAAAAGUAUUUGCAAUUUGUUGUUGUAUA